Venustampulla echinocandica is the source of this 1446-nucleotide messenger RNA. RefSeq lists its product as uncharacterized. Gene Ontology annotation, cellular component: cytosol; nucleus. Lineage: Eukaryota; Fungi; Ascomycota; Leotiomycetes; Helotiales; Pleuroascaceae. The record is from RefSeq and is a predicted model, not a curated record. Gene Ontology annotation, molecular function: peptide-N4-(N-acetyl-beta-glucosaminyl)asparagine amidase activity. The transcript has 2 exons. Gene Ontology annotation, biological process: glycoprotein catabolic process; protein deglycosylation; protein quality control for misfolded or incompletely synthesized proteins. Bases 1 to 1446 code for a protein of 481 amino acids.
AUGGCCGACCCGAAUAGGGGAUUGGCGCCUCCACACUCCCAGAAUGGCGAAUAUGACGAGCAAUGGGCCAAGGACCUGCGAGUCCAGUUCGAGGGACUGCUGCGGACGAAGCGACUAAAUGAACUCGACCGAUCGCGCUCACGAACCGCCUCACCACAACCACAGUCACACCCGCGCGAACGAGCAUCGUCAAACAACCUCCGAGCAGCAGUAUCAUCAUCGUCAUCGUCAUCGCUUCUUCCUCCCCCGUCGCCAGGCUACCGACCAUCCACAUCGAGCGGCCAGCCAGGCGCUUCCUUCGGCGCCACUCCUCCUUCCUAUGCGUCCCUGCGAACCCUACCAAAGAUCCCAACCGCGCCCGCAGACCCUCAAUCCCAGAAGUUCAGAAAUCUAUUAAUCUCGCUAUCAUUAACCCCCACGAAAUACGAAAAUCCUGGGCUAUUAGACGAGGCAUUACAGGUCAUCCCACUGGACAGGAUAUAUGGCGAGGCGGAGGAGGAGAGCCAGGUGCUCCAGGCACAGGCAGAGAGUAUGGGGGAUGGACGACGACCUGAGUGGGGCUAUCAAGAUUGCGUUAUCCGCGCAUUAUUAAGAUGGUUCAAGCGAUCAUUUUUCUCCUGGGUCAACAACCCACCUUGCUCGGUCUGUCUGUCCCCAACAAUUGCGCAAGGCAUGACACCUCCCACGCCCGAGGAGUCGGCAUAUGGCGCCCUUCGAGUCGAGCUAUACCGAUGUUCGGCCGGCGACUGCGGCGCGUAUGAGAGGUUUCCACGAUAUGGAGACGUAUGGCGCUUACUGCAAACAAGAAAAGGGCGCUGCGGAGAGUGGGCCAAUGUCUUCAGCAUGCUGUGUCGCGCUGUAGGAGGCCGUGUAAGAUGGGUGUGGAAUGCCGAGGACCAUGUAUGGACUGAGGUCUACUCCGAGAUGCAAAAGCGAUGGGUUCAUGUCGAUGCGUGUGAGGAGGCAUGGGACAACCCACGGCUAUAUACCGAUGGAUGGGGCAAGAAGAUGUCGUACUGCGUUGCCUUCUCAAUUGAUGGAGCAACGGACGUCACCCGACGAUACGUGCGCAAAACCGACCACGCCUCAGAGCGAAGCAGAUGCCCGGAGGAAGUCAUGCUCUACAUCAUGAACGAGAUCAAGAAUAUCCGCCGAUCGAACAUGCCCAAGGACGAGCGAUUCCGGUUGGAGAAGGAGGAUACCCGAGAGGACAAGGAACUUCGAGGAUACGUCGUUGCGUCGAUAGCGCAUUCCGUGGUAUCGAACCUUCGACCGGGCGCCCCAGCAACGAUCAACGCACCUGCACGUCGCUCAUCGGAUGACCAGAAGCUGCCCGCAGAGCAGCCUGCUGGUAGGCAGACGGGCACUCAGGAAUGGAUCAAUGCUCGAGGAGAGAAUGGCCCUCGGCAUCAAGCUCCAAGAGACCCUUCACAACGCGGACACUGA